Molecule: messenger RNA, 2019 nt
Organism: Bufo gargarizans (Asiatic toad)
Lineage: Eukaryota; Metazoa; Chordata; Amphibia; Anura; Bufonidae
Product: calumenin-like
Exons: 7
Coding region: 100-1062 (320 amino acids)
Cellular component (GO): endoplasmic reticulum
Molecular function (GO): calcium ion binding
Source: RefSeq, a predicted model, not a curated record
CGCCUACUUGAUGCAAGUGUUUUAAAGGGGCUGUGCAGCAGAUGUACACACAGACUGCAAUCACUCCGGCUUGGAGGCUGAACGAGCAUCACAAGAACAAUGCGUACCCUCCUUCUACUUCUCGUGCUGGGUGUCUGUGCCACAUGGGUGUCGUGCAAACCGACCCAGGAGAAGAAAGACCGUGUCCACCACAGCAAGGACCUGAGCGACCACGCACAUGACGACAGCCAGGACUUCCAGUACGACCACGAAGCCUUUCUAGGCAAAGAGGAGGCAAAGACGUUUGACCAGCUCACUCCUGAGGAAAGCCAAGAGCGCCUGGGGAAGAUAGUUGAUAAGAUUGACAGUAAUAAUGACUCCUAUGUCACAGCACCUGAACUCUUGGCCUGGAUCAAGUUAGUGCACAGACGCUUUGUUUCAGAGGAUGUGGACAAGCAGGUGCUGCUGCACGAUAAGGACCACGACGGAUCGGUGUCUUGGGAGGAGUACUCCAAACAGACCUACUCCCAUCUGAUAGGAGAAGAUGAGUUUUACGAUGUUCCUGAUAAAGAAAGAUACCGCCAGAUGAUGAGACGCGAUGAGAGAAGAUUUAAGCAAGCAGACAAAGAUGGUGACCUGAUUGCCACCAGGGAAGAGUUCACAGCAUUCCUGCACCCAGAAGAGUUCGACUAUAUGCAGGACAUCGUAGUCACGGAAACCAUAGAGGACAUAGAUAAAAACGGAGAUGGUUCAGUGGAUGUUAAUGAAUACAUUGCUGACAUGUACACACCUGAACCUGAUGAACCGGAACCUGAAUGGGUUAAAUCUGAGCGCCAGCAGUUUGCAGAUCAUCGUGACUUGAAUAAGGAUGGCAAGAUGGACCGGUCCGAAAUCAGCCAUUGGAUCAAACCACAUGAGUAUGACCACGCAGACUUAGAGGCCAAACAUCUAAUCUAUGAGUCUGACAACGACAAGGACGAUAAACUGACAAAGAAAGAAAUCUUGGACAACUGGAACAUGUUUGUGGGUAGUCAGGCAACCAACUACGGUGAAGACUUGACCAGGCGGCAUGAUGAAUUUUAACGGUCAUUACCUUUCUGCUCCUGAACGAGCGUUUAACACCUCAGCACAUUGCUGUUACUUACAGAUUGGAUUCUGAAGCUGUGUAUAGUUACUGAAGAUUUCUCUAAUGCUCAGGACAGAGGACUGGUGAUCGCAUGGUAAUGAUGCCAUCUGUGCCUUCAGCCUCCUUCCUGCAGUAAGGCCAGACACUCACCAGUGAGUUCAAGAUGAUAAACUUGCAGCAUGUGAGGGGUCCCGUUCUGACCUCCCCUCCUCUGACAGGAUUACACAGCUUUAGGGCCCUUGCACACGACCGUAUGCCCUCCGAGAUAUAUGGUCCGUGAGCGGGCCAAAUGUCCCAGAGCAGAGCGGCAUUGAUCGUGCACACAGCGUCGUAGAUUACAAUGAUUCUGUGCACUCAUGAGUGCAGGACAAUAGCCCGGUGGGUGGGCCGACGUCCACAGCAUCAUUGUAAUCUAGGAUGCCGUGCGCAUGAUCCAUGCCGCUCCAGGACAUAUGGACCGUAUGUCUCAGAGGGCAUACAGUCGUGUGCAAGGGCCCUUAUACUGAUUUAUAAUGCUGUGUGACCCUGAGGGUCCUGGAAUCUACUGAAUUACACUGACAUAAUGCUGUCAGUGUAAUAUCAAAGAUGCUAGGACUCUCAGGGUCACAGUUUUAUAAAUCAGUAGAACGCUGUGCGAUCCUGUCAGCGGAGGUCAUACAUUCUGAACUCGCUCGUGUGUGUCUGGCUUUAGUGGGGCACAUUUUAUCAAAACUGUCUGGUGAAGUAACUGGGCCGCGUGACUGUAGCUAAGAGGUUUUCUUUUAUUUCUUAAAAUCCUCUGGUUGACCAUGCCAGUUUGGCUGAAUGUGAGCGGUCCGUGGUAACACUGCCUGAGAGCAGGAGUGCACUGCAUCAUUAGAUGCUAUGAUGCUGUGUGCUUCAUGCCGCCGCUGCACUACAGUAAUACACUCGAA